This is a messenger RNA of Cryptococcus wingfieldii CBS 7118, 3798 nucleotides long. RefSeq lists its product as hypothetical. The record is from RefSeq and is a predicted model, not a curated record. Bases 1 to 3798 code for a protein of 1265 amino acids. NCBI's taxonomy places the organism in Eukaryota, Fungi, Basidiomycota, Tremellomycetes, Tremellales, Cryptococcaceae. The transcript is spliced from 7 exons.
AUGAUCCCUUCACCCCGGCGGGCAGCUUCGACUCCCGCUGUACACACCUUGUCUGAAGACUGGGACGAUGACGAAGGAUGGCAAGAUAUGCCAGUUGUCCGCUCAGAGGCAAACCCUUUCGGUCUCGACGACGAGGAUCAAAAAAAGUAUCACUAUCAAGCCCCUAUCCGCCUUGAAGACGACCCCUCCUCCCCGAAUCCAGCUGGGGCUGGCAACGCUACAGGCGCCCAUCUUGAGCUCGAAGGUGAAACUGCCGCCACCGGUUCAUGGCGGGCCAAAAUUGAUCAGGACGAAUCUGAUUACACCCGCUUGAGGCUGGACGAGGAUGAGGAGAGUGAAGAAGUGCAUAUGAGGACCCGGUAUCUGUUUGAUGAGGACAAGGCGAUGACACCGUUGAGUCAGAUGCAAGCGACGAAAGAGCUUUUGACGGAGGGACAGAGAAUCGCGUAUGUGGGUCUCUGUCAAUUGAUCAUGCGGCGGAUGUUGCGUGACAUGGGCAGAGGCUGGGAAGGAUACAAGGCAAAGAAGGUGUUAGGCAUCAAAGGCGGCAAAUCUGAAGUGCCGGUGGUGGAGAGUGGGCAUAUAUGGAUGCUCAAGAUUAUGGCGAGGCUGUAUCAGCACAUGGAGCUCAGCAAAGAUGAACAACGCAUGAUUGAGAGCCUGGCAGAGCAUGGCGUCGACCCCUCUGAUCUGGUACCCGCUCUGAUGACCACCCACACUGUCAAUAACCCCGACUACGACCCUAAAGAAAAGCAGCGAGCAGACUUGGAGGAAGCCGGAAUAAUAGAACAGCAAGCCGAUGCUGAGACCCUCCGCGAAGAAAAGUCUCGGCGAGAGAGUCAUGAAGCGGAAGAGGUCUCCGAUACAGAGACCGAAGCGCCUCCUCCUUACUCUCGGCGAGAGCAAAUAGAAAGCGUUGCACCUACGCAAUCCAGCCAGAAAUCACCAGAUUUGGAGCUGUCGUCAAAGCCUAUUAAUCCUUUUGGGUUUGAUGACGAUGACGAAACCGACAUGUCCAUCCCUGCACCGUCAUUCAAGUCUCUCAAGUCCCGCGAGCCUCUUGCCUCUACAUCGCCCAAGAGCGUCAAUCCUUUCGGGUCGGACGACGAGGAAGAUGUACCGCCGCCCCCUACCAUAAAACGAACGCCUUCUUCUGAUCCCGUUGGGGAUUACAGUGGUGACAUCGGUGGUGCUCUUUCACCUCCUCUGUCCUCGACCGAAUCGACGGCUUCACCCUUCUCUCCUGCAGAACCUUCUCUACCCCUCACUCCACCCAAGACUGCUAAAUCCGGAGAUGAAAAAGCAGCGCCGGCCAAAACGGAAGAAGACAUGGAUGAGAAGGCGAAAGACUUGGACGAAGGAGAAAAGACUCCCAAGAAUGAUCCCAAUGUUCUCUUUGACGCGGCAGAUCGCCAAGCGCCCGCCCCCCUUCCAUCCUUGCCCGGCGUCUCGACUUCUCUGUCGACCACAGAUCAGCUGGUAACCCUUGAUAUCCGUUGGACAAUCCUAUGUGAUCUCUUCCUCGUCUUGAUUGCCGAUGCUGUCUUUGAUGCUCGGUCAAGGACGUUCUUGACACAGGUCGCCGCAGCCUUGGGCUUUGACUGGUUAGACGUAGUACGCUUUGAAAACAGAGUGACGGAGGCUUUGGAAAUACAGGAAGGCAUGGAGAAGAAGGAGCAAAAGGAGAUCAUCGAUGGAAGAAGAAAGGCAGCUAGAAAUAAGAGAUAUGCCAUGAUGGGCGCUGCUGCUCUGGGUGGUGGUUUGGUCAUCGGGCUUUCCGCUGGUUUGAUGGCACCGCUUAUCGGAGCUGGUCUUGGCGCCGCUUUCACAACAGUCGGCAUCACUGGGACUACCGGAUUUCUGGCUGGUGCCGGCGGUGCGGCUGUCAUCACCACAGGUGGAGUCUUGACUGGCGCCAAUAUCGCUGGAAGAGGAAUGGCUAGAAGGACGAGAGAAGUGCGAACGUUCCAGAUGAAACCUCUCCACAACAACAAGAGGGUCAGCUGUUACAUUACCAUGGGAGGAUUCAUGGCCAGUAAAGUCGAUGAUGUCCGGCUCCCGUUUUCAGUUCUCGAUCCAUCUGUUGGUGAUGUGUUUUCGAUCCUGUGGGAGCCAGAGAUGAUGGAAGAGAUGGGCGGCGCCCUCAAAAUCUUUGGUUCCGAGAUCUUGACGCAAGUCGGUCAACAAGUUUUACAGGCUACAGUCAUGACUGCCCUAUUGAGCGCUUUACAAUGGCCUUUGAUCCUCACCAAACUCGGGUACCUCAUCGACAAUCCUUGGUCAAACGCCCUCGACCGCGCGAGGGCAGCAGGUCUUCUUCUGGCAGAUGUGAUCAUGCAGCGCCACGCUGGUGUUCGUCCUAUCUCACUCAUCGGAUUCUCCCUGGGCGCCCGUGCGAUCUUCUACGCCCUCAUCGAGCUGGCCCGAAACAAGGUUUACGGGCUCGUCCAGGAUGUCUUCAUAUUCGGCACCACCAUCACUGCAUCUCGAACCACCUGGCUAGAAGUGCGUAGCGUGGUGGCUGGACGGUUCGUCAAUGGGUACGCCACAAACGAUUGGAUGCUUGGGUACCUCUUCAGAGCCACGUCUGGCGGUCUAAAUACUGUGGCGGGAUUGAGGCCGGUCGAGUCCGUGCAAGGACUGGAGAACGUGGACGUGACUGAGCUCAUUACUGGCCAUAUGAGCUACCGAAGCUGUAUGCCACAACUGCUGAAAAAGGUUGGCUUCCCUGUCACGGCAGAAUACUUUGAUGAACCCGAGGACCCCGACCUUGAUAUGAGCGUCCAGGAGCGAACGAUCGUCAACGAAGCCGAAGAAGAGGCAAAAAAGAACCGCAGAAAGAUUCUUGGGAUCUUCCCGGUCAAGCAGACAUCUUCGUCGAACUCUGGACAAAAUACUCCCAAUGCAGGCGCAUCUACGCCUACUACAACGCAGGCUGCCGCUGGCGAGUACGAGCUGGAGGACGAUGAUGAUCUUCCUCCGCGAGAGGAAGUCGACAUUGGAGAGCUUCCUUCGGCCAAGUCGCACUCGCCAGCCUCAGGCAUGGCGAAGGAGGCUACAGAUGCUGAAGAUGCUGCACAGGCAGAAAGAGCGAGAGCAGUCAAAGAAGAGGAAGAUCGUCGCUUGGAGGCAGAAGAAGUUAAAGCCAUCCCCAAGACCGCCGGCUUUGACUUCCAGGCGAUCUCGCGAGAACUCGGCAAAGACAUUGACGUCGACAAGCUUCGUGAGCCCGAGCCUCGCAAGCUCCCACCUCUGCACGUUCCCCUCUCUGAGCCUCGCCCUCUAGAGAGGAGUGGUUCAGCUCCUCCACCUCAUGAUUUUGCCCCUCCGCCUGUUGAUGUUGCUUGGUCUUCUACGGCACCCGAUAACGGCAAGAGCUCGAGAUUCUUCCCAGUCGAGCUGGACGACGGCGGUGACAUAUCCGGUAACACCUACAAGGUCAGACAGAUGUCUUUGGCCGAUGAUAUGCCCAGCUGGGGCAAUCCAGAGCCGGUGACAUCCCCAUCACCAGACACAGGUCACCAAUCGUCAUCUACAGGCUCCAAGUGGGCCUGGAAUACAUGGGGGUCAAGCUCAAGUUCUACCGGCACAUCCACUCCUGGCCUCAAGCUCCCAAAGGCUGCGCCUCCCGCCAAACCUCAUCCUCCAGAGUUCCUGAAUGCAUGGGGAGACAGUGAGGCGUCUGGUGGAUUUGCAAGCAGUAUAGAGGUCAAUUCAGGGAUGAACUCUGCAGCGGGCUAUCGAGCAGAUAAGAUGAGAAUAGACGAGGAGAGAAUGGCGGAGGAGAAUCCUUGGUAA